Molecule: messenger RNA, 509 nt
Organism: Pistacia vera
Lineage: Eukaryota; Viridiplantae; Streptophyta; Magnoliopsida; Sapindales; Anacardiaceae
Product: NAC domain-containing protein 86-like
Exons: 2
Biological process (GO): regulation of DNA-templated transcription
Molecular function (GO): DNA binding
Source: RefSeq, a predicted model, not a curated record
AGUGAGAGAGAGAGAGAGACUGGGUGGCAGAGAAAGAUAAAACCAACUAAUAAUAAAAACGGCAAUGGCGCCCGUCGGAUUGCCUCCUGGUUUCAGGUUUCAUCCCACCGAUGAAGAGCUUGUCAAUUACUAUCUCAAGAGAAAAAUCAAUGGCCAAGAGAUUGAACUCGACAUUAUUCCUGAAGUUGAUCUUUACAAAUGUGAGCCUUGGGAGUUAGCAGAGAAAUCAUUUUUACCAAGUAGGGAUCCGGAGUGGUACUUUUUCGGACCUCGGGACCGGAAGUAUCCGAACGGGUUCAGAACGAAUAGGGCAACACGAGCUGGAUACUGGAAAUCGACGGGAAAAGACCGGAGAGUUUCGUAUCAGAAUCGAGCCAUCGGAAUGAAGAAGACAUUGGUUUAUUACAGAGGGCGAGCUCCUCAGGGAAUAAGAACUGAUUGGGUGAUGCAUGAGUAUCGCCUUGAUGACAAAGAGUGUGAAGACUCCACUGCUGCAAUUCAGGUAGUUU